CUCUGAUUGGCUGGGUCACUUCCGGCUUCCCAUCGUUCAUUCACACACGUGAAGGUCAGAAAAAAUCGGCUACCGAUUUCUAUUAUUCUAGUUAUUGAACAGUCGUAACGGCGUGUUUGAAGAAACUAUGGACGGCCAAGGAGCAACAGCUGACCCUCAGCUUCAACAUUUCAUCGAAAUCGAGUCUCAGAAGCAGAGGUUUCAGCAGCUUGUGCACCAAAUGACGGAGGUUUGCUGGGAAAAGUGCAUGGACAAACCUGGGCCAAAACUAGACUCCAGGACGGAAUCGUGUUUCGUGAACUGUGUGGAGCGAUUCAUAGACACCAGCCAAUUCAUCCUCAAUAGACUGGAACAGACUCAGAGGAGCAAAGGCGGCUUCUCAGAGAGCAUGUUAGACUAAAACGUGUCACUGAAAGGACGAGGAAGCUCAUGCACAUCUGCAGCCUCUCUGAGUGAAGCUGUCGACCCUGACGGAUCUAUCAACUGAGAAAGAAGAAGAACUUUUAAGAUUUCCUUCUGUCAAAAGUGCCUGAGACUAACACCAAGUAUGGAACCGUACAUAAUUGUAGUGUGUCGUUUGUCCUCUGCUGGUAUGAGUGUGUUCAUAUGCUUGGACUGUGGUUUCCUGGUGACUGUGUCCGCUCAAGAAUUCAAUUCAUCUGGAAAAUGUUGGACAUUGAGGACUAAACCCAAAACCAGGACUCCUUCACAGGUUGACUGAAGACAUGUCCUCACAUCCCGAGGGAUCUGAACUGUACAUGCAAUAAACAAAUGCCAACAACUUC
Oryzias melastigma (Indian medaka) is the source of this 785-nucleotide messenger RNA. It is a transcript of the gene timm8a, whose product is annotated as translocase of inner mitochondrial membrane 8 homolog A (yeast). NCBI's taxonomy places the organism in Eukaryota, Metazoa, Chordata, Actinopteri, Beloniformes, Adrianichthyidae. The transcript has 2 exons. Bases 128 to 400 code for a protein of 90 amino acids. The record is from RefSeq and is a predicted model, not a curated record.